This is a messenger RNA of Etheostoma spectabile (orangethroat darter), 3525 nucleotides long. RefSeq names its product peroxisomal biogenesis factor 11 alpha (gene pex11a). The record is from RefSeq and is a predicted model, not a curated record. Lineage: Eukaryota; Metazoa; Chordata; Actinopteri; Perciformes; Percidae. The coding region runs from base 287 to 1027 and encodes 246 amino acids. Gene Ontology annotation, cellular component: peroxisomal membrane. Gene Ontology annotation, biological process: peroxisome fission. The transcript has 3 exons.
CUUUUGGUCCGUUCGCAAAGCUGUCCGUAGUGAAACAAGUAUGGCUCAGCUGUCUGCCAAACCGGCCCUUAUAUUAGCUUAGUGUGAAUGUGGAAUAAGUUUCCAAAUUCACAUUAUCUGCUUGAGUUUUAUUCGGCAACGUUAGAUGAACCACCAUUACUAUCGUUGUUUAACCUGAAUACAAGUAACUGACAGUCUACCAACGGUAACGUUCCGGGUCGAUCUAUGAACGAGGGUGCAACUCUCUCUCUCUUACUGACUAGAGCUGUUCUUGAUCGAUUUAAACAUGGAAGCGUUUGUAAAAUUCACAAGCCAAAGUCAAGGAAGGGACCGUAUAUUCAGGGCAACCCAAUAUACAUGUGCACUGUCGAUAUAUUUACUUCGAAACAACUCCGAAAGAAUUAACCUUGUGUCGAAACUUAAAAGUCUCGAGACCAACAUGAGCGCUGGACGAAAAUUGUUCAGGCUGGGAAACACAGUAAAUUCCAUUGAGGCUGCUAAGCGAACCAUGCAACUCUCUGACCGAGUGCUGUGCCUCUGCCUUACUGCUGCCAACAUGAACCGCGCUCUCUACUUUAUCUGUGACAAUGUACUUUGGGCCAGAAAUGUCGGUCUUAUCCGCAAUAUCGACAAGGAACGCUGGAGCCUAAAUUCCUCUCGCUGCUACUUUCUCUCGCUAGUUAUGAGUCUGACCAGAGAUGUUUAUGUUGUCCUCCAGUUAAUGACACAGAGAGCAAGAGAUAAACACUUCAGACAGAAAAUGGAGCUGCAGCUCAAUGAGAGUCCUGAAGUAGCUGAAGUUGUCGUUCCUCACCUAGAUGCGUUUCUCUUUCUGCUCUUAGAGAGCCUAAAGUCGCACCCUGCUGUUGCCUUGGACACGUUGAAGAAUAUAUGUGAUCUCUUCAUUCCCCUAGACAGGCUGGGUAUAUACAAGUCAAAUGCAGGAGUGGUGGGAUUUUGUGGUUUGGUAUCCUCAGUGAUUGGGAUUGUAACCCUUGCACAGCCCAAGUUAAGACUCAAGCCGUGAUAACAAGGGUGGAGAUAAAACCUUACUGACAGAUAAGAUAAGAAAUUAUCAUGAACGGUUUUUAAAAGGAUUUAGUGUCAUCUACCUGGAGCUGUAAUGGCGGACCGAGGUCAACGUGGUGCUCAGUUAGAUUAGACAACCUAUCACGGGAACAUUUCGUAGCAGAUGUUUGAAUGACAUUUGUUUGACACCAAACUCUGGCCAGCAAUAAUUGAAGGGAUGACUGAAUUUGAUAGUUUUGUAACACACUUUUGAUUAACUGAUUGAACAGAUUACAUUAUACUUUUGAAAAACCAACUCACAUUGAAUUAGAGAGAAUUAACUUGACACACUGGUUUAAAACUAAGCAAAUCAAGUUUAUAGUAGCCUGUUUAUUUUUCAUAAUUAAAUAACGACUGGUGCAUUCCUGUCUCCUCCAACAGCACAAAACAGCAGUUUUAUAAAUACGAAGUGCUUCUUAUUGAUGCGAGCUUUUGUACCUAUCUGAGAAAAAAAGUAAGAUCUUAACCUGAGUAGGGUUGCCACUUUAAGUUUACUGCCUUUCUCGGCUCUCUGUUUUGUGAUUUGAUGCUGCUAAAUGUUUGAUCUCUAUGAUUCAAUUAAUUUAAUUGAACUGCUUCUAAAAAAGCACUCUUUCACAGUAGACAUUUUGACUUGUCAAAGUAGAAAAAGCACAUGUGUUACUAAAAACUAACAACAAGAGUCCCAGGGAGAGUGAGCCACUAGGACAAUACCAUGACCCUGAAAUAAAAGCACCUACAUGGAAUUGAGCCAUCGUUCAUUUCAUUAAUUACACCUGUGCUUUCCCUACUGUGACAUUUCAAAAUAUCUUCUGUGAAAAAGGCCUAUUAUCUCAUCUGUUAUUCAUUAUUCAGUCUGCUAUUCAAGCCUGGACUUGGACUCAGCAGAUUAUUCUGCCAAAAAGGUGUAAAGAAACAUUGAGUACGAAAAUGCUUUUGUUGUAACUAUUUUAAUGAACAAAGACACCCUUGAUAAUGUGAUUACAAUUCAUUCUUAAUAUAUUGUCUAGGAAUUGUAUGUUUAUGUACGGUAUGUUUUUAAAAAUUUUUUUAAAUCUUUGACAAAAGUCAAAACAAGUGAGCAAGGAUAAAUUUAGAAACCUGCAACUUGCUCUAGAAAAUAAUGAACUUCAGUCCUUAAAGCUGCAGGUGCACUUGACAUUUGUUAUCACAUAUCAGAAGACUUAAUGAUUUUACUGUCACAGUUGAUUGAAAGGUUCAAUAAUAAAACACUAACAAACAAAUAUUUUAAAUUGUGCUUUUUCAAUACUACUAUUUUUAUAAAGUUAAAAAUGUGUGUGUGGAGAGCAAUAAAAAAAACAGUUGUUUCAGUUUAGAAAUAGAGCAACACUGCCCUCUUGGGGAGGCAUGACACAGUGUUGAAUUAAAAGCUUUAUUUUUUAUUUAUACUGAGACAACAAUACACUCUUUCUGAAAUCUUUUCUUAAGAGGAUGACAUUCUGAUAAGGCAUCCACCAUCAAAAAUUGCAAAAAUAUAUUCCAUUUCCCUUUCAACUUUUUUGUCAAAUUUUGCUGUGAAAAGAAUGGUCAAACUAAUGAAAGAUGAAUCCUAUAAAAGGACAACCAACCAAAGCAAUAAAUAAUAAAAGCUGUUCUCCUAGGUGAUUAUGAUAGGCAACAUGUUUGAUUUCACAUUUCCGUUACUUUUCCAGUACCAACAAACCAAAUAAACGCACAGGUAUUACAUUUGUGGAAAUAGUUUGCUGGUCUGGAAGUAGAAAAGAAAAAAAGAAAAAUCCAGGCAAUUCUUUCAAAUAUACCUGUAUGCAAAAAGCUAACAUUAAAUGCGGUUUAAUUGGUGUCCUGGAAAACCUUGCAUUUUUGAAAUGCCAAAUUUCCAUGUCUGGAAAAAUGUCAGUGCCAACACACUAUACAUUUCAUAAUCUGAUAUCAACUUGAUCUAAACAAUUAUGAACAAAGCACUUUGAACAGUGGCAACAGUGUGAAACUACGGAUGUAUAAAUACUGCUGGCCCAAGUUUUUUUUUUUCCCCUCAAAAUAUCAAUGAUAGUUACAGAGUGGCUCUGCUCUUUGAAUGAAAAAGGCACCGUCAGUAGUUGGCUCCUGCGACAGUAAAAAAAAACCAUCACAGUUAGCACUUGAGAAGCCCCUUUCACUAAGGGUCUGUUUAACAUGAAUGGUACGAUUAUCUUUAUUCAUACAGAUUAGACUAAUAUUCUGCCCAUGCUGCAAUUGGUUUGGUUACAUGUUUUCUAUAAUUUACCAAUACUACUUUAAUGGUAAACAGGAAGCCCUUAACUUAAAGUAGUUCUCUAAAUGAUUACUUUUAAGGUCUCAUGGUAUAAAUGGUGUUGUGUGGAUGUUUCAAUCCCUCCAUCAUUAUGUACCUUUUUCUCUUUUGAAUCACAAAUUCUGUAAAACACAAAUUGUUUUGUAUAUCUGCGUAGACGUGGUUAAAACAAUUAAACCAUGCCUCACUGAUGUUCAGAUCCAGUA